Truncatella angustata is the source of this 1944-nucleotide messenger RNA. Its product is annotated as WD40-repeat-containing domain protein. The transcript has 3 exons. Gene Ontology annotation, cellular component: Cul4-RING E3 ubiquitin ligase complex. Gene Ontology annotation, molecular function: protein binding. Gene Ontology annotation, biological process: proteasome-mediated ubiquitin-dependent protein catabolic process. Bases 1 to 1944 code for a protein of 647 amino acids. The record is from RefSeq and is a predicted model, not a curated record. Lineage: Eukaryota; Fungi; Ascomycota; Sordariomycetes; Amphisphaeriales; Sporocadaceae.
AUGGACGCUGAGACUGGCUUGGACGAAGAUGAUGCCGACUUUGAGCCCGAUGACGACGACGAAGAUGCAGAAGACGAUGGGUUGAUGGCCGACAUAUUCGAGGACGGCGACGAGUUUCAUGAUACGGAAGAAGGCAACGUCGAAUUCGUAGUCGAAGUGGAAGAUGCUGCUGCUGAUGCCGAUGCAGCUGGAGGCGACAACGCCGAAGAUGAUGACGCCCCACAGCGGACGAUUCGGCUGAUAGGCAACCCGCGAAUUGCACUUACUCAAAGACAACUCCUGGCGUUUCUACGAGGCACACAUAUGGGACACCUGCUGUUCGACAACGAUGACGAAGAAGAAGGUAUCUGGGGCCAAAGGCGACAGCGGCGCCGGUCACGCGAUCCCAACCGAUUUCCAAAGGUGCCCAGCGACAAAGGUAUGGAACUUAUGAACUCCGGAACAUUCGGGGCGACUGGUUACGGCGGUUCUCUAAAGGCCAAGAAGCGCAUUGCCAGGAGGAUACUAGACCGGGAGAUGGGACUCGGAAACUCAACAGCCAGGAAGAUCAAUCAGGGGCUAGUGGCGCAGUCCUUGUUACCGACCACGGACGCAGAGAUGCAGAUCAACUACGACGAACCUGUCUACUCAGGGCAGUUCUCGGAUGACGGAAACUUCUUCUACUCUUGUGUCAAAGACUUCAAGGUACGGAUGUACGACACAUCAAAUCCCUACAAUUGGAGGCAUUACAAGACUGUGGCGUUUCCCGGCGGCUCCUGGACUCUGACGGAUGCUUCGUUAAGUCCUGACAACAAGUGGUUGGCAUAUACGUCUAUCGAGAGCAGGGUAUGUCUAGCACCGACAGACCCGAAUGACACGGGUGACCCUUACAUGCUUAAUCUCGCUGGGGAUGGGAGAACUCGUUCCACAUAUGGCUGGCGGGGUGGCGGUUUUGGUAUCUGGUCAAUCCGAUUCUCAGGGGACGGGAAGGAGCUUGUCGCCGGUACCAAUGCAAACUCGAUAGUCGUAUACGACAUCGAGACGCGGCAGGUGCUGCAUUCGAUCGAAGGACAUGGCGAUCAUGUCAACGCAGUCUGCUUUGCCGACAAGUUGUCCCCGCACAUCUUGUACUCCGGUUCCGACGAUGCGACCAUCAAGGUCUGGGACAGACGGUCAAUGGGCGACGGCCGCGAAGCAGGCGCAUUUGUGGGCCACGUCGAGGGCCUCACGUACAUUGACAGCAAAGGCGACGGGCGAUACAUUCUGAGUAACGGAAAGGAUCAGAGUAUGAAGCUCUGGGAUCUGAAGAUGAUGUACACCACAGCGGAGUUCCGCGAGAAGAACCCGACCCAGCACACGGGUUACUCGAACUUCGACUAUCGCUGGGGGCCGUACGACGACAACGACUGGUUCCCACAUCCGGACGAUAACUCCGUGGUGACGUUCCGUGGACACAAAGUGCUGAGAACGCUCAUCCGCUGCCAUUUCUCGCCGCCUGGCAGCACGGAUAGCAGAUACGUCUAUUCUGGCAGCCAUGACGGGAAAGUAUGGGUCUACAACAUGGACGCGACUGUGGCGGCCAAGAUUGAUGUGCGCAAAGCAAGCAUGAAUGCCCACGCUUUACCUCCCAGAUGGAGGGCACAUCACCAGAGUAGGGGCUUCCGCGGCUGGUCAACUGUCGUUCGAGACGCCAGUUGGCAUCCUAAUGCGCCGUUCAUUGCUGCAUCCUCUUUAAACGGCUGGGACCAUCACGUGGGCACUGUCACUGUACACUCAUUCAACGAGAACAAUAAUGAUGAAGGGGAACCGCGAAUGGGAUCAGGAUAUACCGACAAGCUCAAGCCGGUCAAUGCAGAUCACGGCUCUGAAUCUUCGGGGCAAUGGGAAGACGAGGAUGAGGAGGAAGAAGAAGAGGAGGAGGAGGAUGAAGAUGAUGAUGAUGAGGAUGGCGGGCUCGGUAUUUGA